CACAGAUCAAAAUUCACCUCAAGUAAAGUCGACCAUAAAUGUAUCUUCCUUAACCUGAAGAGGAAGCUUUGAUACAUGAUGGUGUUGGUGAUUCAGCUCAUCCUCCUUCUCUCCGUCUUGGUCUCAGUUACAGAAAGCUAGAACAAAACAUGAAUUUUCUGGCAGUAACAGUACAAGCAGAUCUGGGAGAACCAAAGGCAUCUCAUCAGGCUCAAGGCUCUAUUGGACAAACCUGAAAUCAGGCUCCUCCUUCCUCUGCUUGGGGCACCCACCUAGAUGUUACCCACUCUUCAUUGGUUCCACAAUGGAUGACACUCCAAUUCCUGGUCUAGAAGAGGAUGGCACCCUGCCCCCCUGUCCUGCAGAGGGUGUCAGUCCCCCCACUCUGCCUGGCCAGUGUAGACACUGCCCAUUUGAGGAUUCAAAUGAGGAUGGGUUCCCUUUUGAGUCUGGUUCCUCUCAAGUGUGCAGUGAUGUUUUUAAGCUGGUUAACAGUUCUGUUAAAUUGGUCAUGCAAAAAAAAGUUGAAAAGUUCUAUGAUAUUGGCUGGAUAUUUAACACGGAAAACAAUAUUGUGAGAUAUAAUGGAAAUCCUCCAAGUAAAGUAUUUGGAAGUUAUAAAGACAAGGUGGAGUUCAAUGAGGAAACCUACAGUCUGACACUGAAGAACGUACAGAAGAAUGACAGUGGAAUCUAUGAAGCAAAAGCAAUUGAUGAACAGACUGUAACUGUUGCUACAUACCAACUAUAUGUGUUGGAUCUAGUGGAGAAACCAGUCCUGUCUGACUCUCUCCAGCAAAGCAAUGACACCUGUAAUGUGACUCUCACCUGUGAAGCUCAGAAGCUCUCAGUAACCUCUCACUGCUACAAUAAUAAUUGUGAUUUGAGAAAAAAAAAAACAUCUGGAGACAUGUUCCUUUCCCUCUCACUGCAUGUUAGUAACAGCUUUAUCAUCUGUAAUCAUAGCAACCCAUUGAGCUGGAAAAAUACAAUUAUGGAGAUGAAACAUGUGAAACAACUCUGCCCUGAUAAAGGAGAUGAGAAUGGUUCUGGGUUAAAUAUGGCUGACACAAAGACUGUUCUAUUACUGACAGGCAUUUCCACCAUCAUCAUCAUCAUCUUCUUCAUCAUUAUAUGUUGUCAGAGGAAAAGAAGAACAAAAGUUAAUUGUCAAAACAAGAAGAAUGAUGCAAGUUCAGAUGUUUUCAACAUGGUCUAUGAAGAAAUUGAGCCUAUGAACAAGGGGGGAAAUAAAGCACAGUCAGAGAACCAUGCAGCUGCUGAUUCUGUGUACUGUACUGUCGGGAUGGCAGCCCAGGCUUGUAGUAAAGAUGCGAGCACUGUAAGCACUGCAAACCCUGGCAGCAAGAAUCAAAGAGCAGAGAGGAACUGUGAGUCAGUGGAUCAAACCAUUUUUGUUACCGUGAACAAGGCCCGUAAACCUGUCUACAAAGCAUGAACAUGUCUUGUAGCUUUAUGAUUGACAUUUUUAUGUCACUGCCAUAAAACAUUCCUCAAACAGCAAAAACGCCUUAAGAAUUCUAGACACAUAUCAUUUGUACUGAUGAUUAUGUUUGGAGAGGAGAAAACAUUGGCUACGAAGAGAAACACCAGAAAACAGGUAGUUGGGGCAAUUUGGUUGAUGUUGAUGGCUAGAUGAAAGGGUUUCGAGAAAGGGUUUGGUGUAGAUGGUUUUCAAUCCAGUAAAGCAGGAGCCACACUUAAUUCCACCAGUUGGCUUUGAGUAAACCUUUGCUUAGUUGGAAUGAAUGUAUGCAGUUUUACAAACUCAAAUUAUAAUUAGAUUUAAAUUUUAAUUUGAUUUACAUUUUAAUUGUCUGUUUUAUUGCUUAUUACGUUUAAUAGAAAGCAUAGAUCUUUGCUUUCUUAAAAUAUUUACCUUUUUAAUCACUCUAAAUAAAUAUAAAUGAAUGUAUAGAGUGGUAUUAAAGCCUCAUUAUGGUGUAAUGUUGUUGUGAAGUGUUGUUGAUUAUUGUUCAUAGUAUGAUAAUACAAGAUGGAAAAAAUUAUAGGUCUUCAGUAUUUACCAUGACCAUUCCAUUUAUGACCAAGGAUUCAUGUUCAUGGCUAAUGGAUCCCCUCAUGUGUAUGACCAGUGUUUUUUUUGUUUGUUUUGUUUGUUUGUUUUAGGUAUUAGAUAGAUACAGGCUUUUUUAUAUAUAUUUUCAUUAAAAAAUAUUUUUACAUAUUUUUUAUAAAUACAAGUAUUACAUUUAAGGUGUUUAAUAAUCAUGUAUUAUACUUCAUGUAUAUGUUUGAUGUAUUAUUUCA
Hemibagrus wyckioides is the source of this 2292-nucleotide messenger RNA. Its product is annotated as CD48 antigen-like. Bases 305 to 1459 code for a protein of 384 amino acids. NCBI's taxonomy places the organism in Eukaryota, Metazoa, Chordata, Actinopteri, Siluriformes, Bagridae. The transcript is spliced from 9 exons. The record is from RefSeq and is a predicted model, not a curated record.